Molecule: messenger RNA, 2592 nt
Organism: Aspergillus costaricaensis CBS 115574
Lineage: Eukaryota; Fungi; Ascomycota; Eurotiomycetes; Eurotiales; Aspergillaceae
Exons: 10
Coding region: 95-2512 (805 amino acids)
Biological process (GO): sterol biosynthetic process
Cellular component (GO): membrane
Molecular function (GO): oxidoreductase activity, acting on the CH-CH group of donors, NAD or NADP as acceptor; hydrolase activity
Source: RefSeq, a predicted model, not a curated record
CUUCUCCUCGCGUCAAUUGCGCCCAUUCUUCCCUUCACUUAUACUCAAUCAAUUAUAGAACCCUUGGCCUGAGGCCUCUUAUGGUCAGCACACAAUGACCGUCACUCGAUCCCAGACGGGGAAAACCCCAAAGAAAAUGGAGCGACCCGGCUUCAUCGAGACACCUGGCCGCCGAGUAACCCGCAGCGCCAGCGCCAGACUGUCAGAGGAACCUUCCGACUCAACAGCUGAAGGAUCGAAGUCGACAACCCGGAGACGCACUUCUGUCAAGAUCAAGACUGAACCUGUGGAGGAAGAGUCAAAGCCAUUCGCGACCAAUGGUCAUGCCGAGAAUUCUGGUGUCAAGAAGGCUCGGAUUGUGGAUGGUUGGGAAGAGGGGAAGGACCCCAAAGUCGACUACAGCGGCCACUUUGAAUUUGGAGGCUCGUUCGGUGUAGCGUCCAUGAUGAUCGGAUUCCCGCUACUGAUGUACUACAUGUGGAUUGGUGCCACCUACUACGAUGGCAAGUUUCCUCGCCCCGCCGAUGGGCAGAGUAUGGCGGACUUCUUUGCGCAUCUGGGACACCUGGUAUACGAAGGUGCUUUCCCGUCUCUCAAGGCUUGGACGAUCUAUUGGGUGUUCUUCAUCUUCGAGGGAAUCUGCUACCUGUAUCUUCCCGGUAUCACUGUGAUGGGUCGUCCUCUGCCGCACUUGGGAGGCAAGCAGCUGCCCUACUACUGCUCUGCUGUUUGGUCCUUCUACACCACCAUUGUGCUGGCCUCCCUGCUUCAUGUUACUGGCAUUUUUAAGCUGUACACUAUCAUUGACGAGUUCGGCCCUCUUAUGAGCGUCGCUAUCCUUUCUGGGUUCCUUGUUGCUUUCGUGGCCUACUUUUCGGCAUUGGCACGCGGGGCGCAACAUCGCAUGACCGGGUACCAUGUCUACGACUUCUUCAUGGGUGCCGAGCUUAACCCCAGAAUGUUUGGGAUCUUGGACUUUAAGAUGUUCUUUGAAGUUCGCCUUCCCUGGUACAUUCUGCUCUUCGUUACCUUGGGUGCCGCGGCCAGGCAGUAUGAAGUCUAUGGCUACGUCUCUGGAGAAGUUGGCUUCCUUCUCAUGGCGCACUUCUUGUACGCGAACGCCUGCUCUAAGGGUGAAGAGUGCAUUGUGUCAACUUGGGAUAUGUACUACGAAAAAUGGGGUUUCAUGCUGAUCUUCUGGAACCUCGCUGGUGUUCCUCUGAGCUACUGUCACUGCACAAUCUACCUGGCCAACCACGACCCGGCCACGUACCACUGGAACCGCUACUUCCUCACAUUCCUCUACAUUGCCUACCUCUUUGUGUACUGGGUGUGGGAUACGACCAACAGCCAGAAGAACCGUUACCGCCAACAGGAGCGUGGAACGAUGGUGUUCCGCAGCACCUUCCCUCAGCUGCCUUGGCAGACGCUGAAGAACCCCAAGACCAUUACGGCUGAGGAUGGUUCGAAGAUCCUCGUCGACGGCUGGUAUGGCAAGGCACGCAAGAUCCACUACACCUGUGACCUGUACUUUGCCCUUAACUGGGGUCUCAUCACUGGGUUCAGCAGCCCCUUUCCUUGGUUCUAUCCUUUGUUCUUUGCCUGCAUGAUCACCCACCGUGCGAUGCGCGAUAUCGAGCGUUGCCGGAACAAGUACGGCGAGGCCUGGAGGGAGUACGAGAGACAGGUUCCCUAUCUGUUCAUCCCGGAAUCAUUCCACGAUGUGCCGACAAAGGCGGACGGCAGUGGAACUAUGCGCAUUUAUGUGUUCCACCCUACUAUUCCCGGAUAUCCUAAGGCGCGGUUCCCCGGUGUAGUUGUCUUUAGUGAAAUCUAUCAAGUAACUGGCCCCGUUGCGCGAUUUGCUCGCCAAAUCGCCGGACAGGGAUACAUCUGUGCGGCACCCUCGAGUUAUCAUGAGUUCACAGGUCCUGAGCCGUUGAAGUAUGAUGCCGAGGAUACGGAUAAGGGCAACCAGUGGAAGAUUAGCAAGAAAAUCGCAGCUUACGAUGAGGACGCCUCAUUAUGCGUCGACUAUCUUCUGUCACUCCCCACGUGCAAUGGCCGUGUAGGUGCGACGGGUAUGUGCCUUGGUGGACAUCUGGCGUAUCGCUGCGCGUUGGACAGCCGCGUGAAAGCGGCGGUGUGCUACUUUGCCACGGACAUCCAUAGUAAGACGUUGGGGCUGGGGAAGAAUGAUGAUAGUUUGGCCCGGGCGGGGGAUAUCAAGGGCGAGAUGCUCAUGAUUUUCGGAAAGAACGAUACCCAUGUUCCGCCCGAGGGAAGGGAUUUGAUCCGCAAGACCCUUCAUGACAAGGGAGUCUUGUUUAGCUUUUACGAAGUGGCUUGGGCUCAACAUGCCUUUAUUCGCGAUGAGCUCAGCAAGGGACGGUAUGACCCUGCUAUUACCAAGGUGUGCUUUGAGAUGUUGCUGGAGUUGUUCGGGCGGACGCUGAAGCUGGAUCUGGGAGAGCAUGAUGGGAAGGAGUUGAAGAUUGAAGACGUGUGCUAGACUAGAGGAUGGGAUGUGCGGAGUCUGUUGCAGUGGGUGGAUGAUGGUAUCAAUAGGCAGCGACGAUAUAUCGGGAAACU